GUAUUUAUUCCUUGCCACUGAAAAGUCAGUUUCUGUUGAGCAAAAAUUUACCAAGUCCUACAGUGCAGAGUGUUGGAGAUUCAAAGCUGAGAAAACACUCCUCUCCUUGAAGAACUUUUCAAACUGACAAUUUAAGGGAAGUCUGUUGUAUGUUGCAGUAUUUAGUAACCUAAGUUAUGGCAUAGGAAUGAAUUUUCAGAGAGGAUUUUAGUCAAGAGAGAUUACUGUGGGGGAGAAGAGGAGAGGGUGGGGUUUUCUCUCUGGAUGGUUGUCAGGAGACUUGACUUUGAGUAGAGAUAACAAAUCACAGAAGGAAUAAUCAGGUCAAUGAAGCCAGCCUGUUUUAUAAAAAAAGAAACAUGUGGCUCUACCUGGCCUGCCUCAUUGGUCUUUACCAUCUCUUUCGCCGGUACCAGGAGAGGCAGGUGGUGAGCAAUCUGGAGGACAAAUAUGUCUUCAUCACCGGCUGCGACUCUGGAUUUGGGAAACUGCUGGCCAAGCAGCUGGACCUUCGAGGUCUGAGGGUGCUGGCAGCCUGUCUGUCAGAGAAAGGAGCUGAGCAGCUGAGGCAUGAGACUUCAGACAGAGUAGAGACAGUGAUCUUGGAUGUAACCAAGACGGAGAGCAUCACAGCAGCUGCCCAGUGGGUGAAGGAGCAUGUGGGAAAUAAAGGGCUCUGGGGCCUGGUGAACAAUGCCGGCGUCUCCUUGCCCUCGGCCCCCAACGAGUGGCUGAACAUAGAGGACUUCCUGAAAGUGCUCAAUGUGAACCUCAUUGGACUGAUUGAGGUGACCCUGAGUCUGCUUCCUCUGGUGAGGAAGGCCCGGGGCAGGAUUGUCAGCAUGUCCAGCGUGAUGGGCCGCCUGUCUGUCUUUGGGGGUGGCUACUGCAUUUCCAAGUAUGGGGUGGAAGCUUUCUCCGACAGUCUCAGACGGGAACUCUACCACUUUGGGGUGAAGGUGGCCAUGGUAGAGCCUGGCUUCUUCAAGACCAACAUCACCAACGAGAAGAUUUUUUCCCAGAGCUACCACAAGCUGUGGGAUCGCUUGGACCCUGAAGUCAGGCAGUGUUACGGCCAGAAGUUCUUGGAUGCCUUUCUCCAAUCUACUCAUGACAUACAGAAUUUCUGCCAACCAGACCUCUCCCUGGUGACCAACUGUCUGGAGCAUGCCUUGACUUCUCGUCAUCCACGUACCCGCUACUCAGCCGGCUGGGAUGCCACUCUGUUCUUUAUUCCCCUAUCCUACUUGCCCACUAGACUAGUGGAUUACAUUAUUUCGUGGAAUUAUCCCAAGCCUGCCUGUGCCUUGUGAUGACAUGGGGAGACGGAAGGAGUAGCAAAUGAUAAGGCAAGAGGAGAAGCAGUUUGUAAGUCAGAGUUUGGUGUGCAGGAGGCAGAGGAGGAGUCCUAGAGAGAAUAAAAUCCAGUAAGCAUCUGUUGAGUACCUAUUAUGCACAAGAUUCUAUGCUAGGCACUGGUGGGAAUGCAAAGAUGCAUAAGACCUGGUUCCUACCCUUAGUAAUAAUACUACUAAUAAAAUAGCAUUUGCAAAAUACAAAUAUUAUCUCAUUUAAUCAUCACAACAACCGGGGGGAGAGAUAGAUUGUAUUAUUAUCCCCACUUUAUAGAUGAAGAAACUGAGACUAGGUGAUUUUCCCAGGCCACACAGUUUACAAGCUCCUGAAGCUUGAUUUGAAUGUCGAUCUUUCAGACUUGGGUCCAACACCUGAUACACUGAGCCAUCUAGCAGCCUUGAGGAGAUUAGCAGAAUAGGAAAGACACUGACAUAAAUAACUGUGAUACAAGGCGGAAUGAUGGUAGAAUCCCAGAGGAGGAGGAAGUGGAUGAAUGUUCCCAGAAGAGAAAGCACAGGUGUUUAGAGAGCAGAGUGGGAUAGCCUAUCUGAGACCGACUAAUAACUUGUUAUUGGUGGUUCUCCCCCUCAAGAAUAUGCCUUCUCUUUUUCCUUCUCUUCCUACAUUCUCUUACUUGGGAACCUCAUUUACUCAGAGUGGCUGUUGUCCUCUCUGUCCAGCUGACUUGCAAUGCUCAGAGACUCUCUCCACUGAUCUUUCACAUGACCAAUUUACUGGGAUGACCUAAUAGCACCUCAGAUUUAGCCGCUCUAAAAUGGAAUGAAUCACCUUGCUCCCUGAAGGCAGAUCUCCAAACUUAGUUCAGUGUCUCACAAAUAGUGUGGGUGCUUACUAAGUACUAAGUGAUUGACUGAUUGAUUGGAGCUUUCCUGUAGACAUCUAGUACUGAAUGUCCUGUGGGCUGUCCAGUUGUUUUUCAGUAGUAUCUGACUGUGACAUAAAUGUCAGAAGCUAUAUUAUCCUUUAAGGUUUGCAAAGCAUUUUACUUACUGAUAUUAUUUAGCCCAUGAUUCAAGGACCCUUAAAGCCUUGAAUUCAGACAGGCUGGGUUUAUUCAUCAUGGGGAUUAACCCCUACCCACUACUAACAUCAAGAAAAUGGUGAUUCCAUCUUCAACCCAGGGCUUUCCCCAGCACUCAAGAAUUGAUUUAUAUCCAGGCUACCCAACUCCAGCACUUCAUCUACUCCAGGUCUUCCCUAGUCCUGGCAGAGACCAUAAACCCCCAGCCAGACCUAGACCCCAACAACUACGUGGGGACUUGAGCCUUGAGAGACAACUAUGAACAGUCUAAUCUUCUGUUUCUGGACUCAUUCUCACAGGUUCAAGUGAUUCUCUAGUCCAGUGAUUCUAAAUCCAUGACUGCCUAUGUAGAAACUCUUUUCCCCAUCUCUAACUACCUACUUCCUUAUUCCCAUCCUCCUAUUCUGUUCUCUUCUUUCACAUAUUUAUAUAACAUCUGACUCUAGACCUUCCUGGAUUCUGCUGAGACCUGUGGAAUGCCUGUUCCAUAAUUAGCUAACUUCCUUUCAUCAUUCUUUCUCUUUCUAUCUUCUGUCAAUCAUUGAAAUUUAGCUCCUUUCUGAUGGCAUUCGAUCCUUGCCAAUACUGGUUUCACUUUAACUAAUGUUCCCUGAGUCAUUUAGUUGGAAAACUCCUUGCUUCCCAUUGUCACUUUCAAAUUCUCUACCACAAUUCCAAAUCAGCUUCCCUCCUUUGAGGUUUAUGCUGUCCAAAUUUGUCAGAUUCUAAUAGCCUUUAUCUAAUGACCACUUCCAGGAUAAUCUUCUUUCCUGGCUCAUAGUUUUUUUGUUCUCAACUGUCCUCACACUAGGAGAGUGUCAGCUCUCCUUAGUGCCUCAAUUUCCUCAGCUGCCUUAAUUUCCAAGACCUUCCAUCUCAUAGCCUACUUUUCCACUGGGCCUCACAGAGAUAGUCAUGCCUUUAAUUUUAGUAUUAAUUACAAAUAUUGCACUUCCUUGUUCACGAGCUCCUCAUUCCUUUAUUUGCUCAUAAUCUUUUAUCAUUCUUUUCUUCCCUCCAGGUUCUUAGCAAAUCUUUUUUGUACCCCUAAACCCAGGCUUGCAUCUUUCCCUAUGCCUUAAGAUCCUAACUUUGUUCUUCAUUGUCACUGUGACCUGAAAUCCUUCUGUCCCUCAGUUCUUUCCAGUCCAUCACUCCUUGGUAAAUCAGGUCAUUAGUUUGACUUUACAUUAUUCUCUGCACUUGUAUUCCUUGACUUCCUGUCCUUUUACUGAUCAUACCUUGCCAAAUCCUAACCUUCAGUUAGUCCCACCAUUCACCACUUUUUCUUCUCUUUAAAUGCUGUUGAAUGGAGUUUACAAAAAUAACAAAACCAUGUUAAUUGUGGUCCACUAAAAUUUUAUGUUACUUAACCAGGCUUUUUUUUUAUCAGAUGGGCCAA
Messenger RNA from Sarcophilus harrisii (Tasmanian devil), 3800 nucleotides. RefSeq names its product retinol dehydrogenase 16 (gene RDH16). Bases 360 to 1313 code for a protein of 317 amino acids. Lineage: Eukaryota; Metazoa; Chordata; Mammalia; Dasyuromorphia; Dasyuridae. The record is from RefSeq and is a predicted model, not a curated record. The transcript has 5 exons. Gene Ontology annotation, molecular function: oxidoreductase activity.